AUGGCGCCGAAAUAUACCCUGUCAGACUCCGAAUCAGAGGCGGAAGCAGCCGUUCCCUCUGACAAGGCAUUGGACAAAGCACUGCGCAAGGAGGUUGUGACGAAAUACAAGGCGAAAAACUGGGAAGAACUCACGGUGAAGCGCGUGCGCCGCGCCGUCGAAGAGAGCCUCGGUCUGGAGCAGGGGUUCUUUAAAAAUACGGGUAAAUGGAAGGAAAAGAGCGAAGAGAUUAUCAAAGACGAAUUUGAAAUCCUACGAACGAGUGCGCCGGACACUGUCGCCGAGUCAGAAGCCAAUCCAACCUCAUCGCCCCCUCUUGCACCGAGUCAAAACCCAACGAAUAAGCGAUACAAAGCCCCAAGCAAACAGAAGCCGAGAAAGCGCCAAAAGACACAGACGCCGGUUUCAGAUGAAGAAGAUGAGCUAACGGAGCUACCUGAUGAAGGAAGUGAAGAGGAGGUCGUGAAGCCCACGAAGCGCGCACCAAAAACGACAAAUACCGUGAAGUCCAAAAAGCCCAAAGAGCCUUCUACUGAGGUUAUGGAAAUCUCUGACAACGAGGAGGAGGAGACUCCUACCACGGAGUACACCACAGAAGUUACCAAGGAUGAUUCCGAGAGCGAGAUGUCGGUCGUAUAUGACGAAGAGCCUAAACCCAAAACCGUUCGCAAGCGCAAGAGCGGCGACGGUUCCUCGAAGAAGGCGGCUCCAAAGAAAGAAAAGAAAGCCGCCGCCAAAGGCAAGGAUGAGGACCUUGACCCAGAUCAAGCAGAAAUCAAGCGGCUCCAAGGGUGGCUGGUCAAGUGUGGAAUCCGGAAGAUGUGGUGGCGGGAGCUACAGCCAUAUGAGACGUCAAAGGCCAAGAUCAAGCAUCUCAAACAGAUGCUGGAAGAUGCGGGCAUGACGGGACGAUAUUCCUUAGAGAAAGCUCGGCAGAUCCGCGACGAGCGGGAACUCAAGGCAGACCUUGAGCAGAUCCAGCAAGGUGCGAAGAAAUGGGGGACAGGCAGUGGAGACGAAAGUGAUGGGCCUGCACACCCACGCCGCACAGCUCGUGGGCGUCAAGCGCUGGCGUUUUUGGAGAGUGAGGGAGAAGAGAGCGAUUGA
Penicillium subrubescens is the source of this 1107-nucleotide messenger RNA. Its product is annotated as putative transcriptional regulator. The record is from RefSeq and is a predicted model, not a curated record. The transcript is spliced from 2 exons. Gene Ontology annotation, cellular component: nucleus. Lineage: Eukaryota; Fungi; Ascomycota; Eurotiomycetes; Eurotiales; Aspergillaceae. The coding region runs from base 1 to 1107 and encodes 368 amino acids.